This is a messenger RNA of Bacillus rossius redtenbacheri, 1899 nucleotides long. RefSeq names its product protein FAM8A1. The transcript is spliced from 5 exons. Lineage: Eukaryota; Metazoa; Arthropoda; Insecta; Phasmatodea; Bacillidae. Bases 213 to 1034 code for a protein of 273 amino acids. The record is from RefSeq and is a predicted model, not a curated record.
UUACAUUUCAUUUUAUCUUGAUUUUUAAAACGAAAUCGCUUAAUUGGACAUGAUGUAAAUGUUGCUCCUUGUAUAAAACAUAGUCAAUUUGUAUAAAUAUAUCUAAAGACAUUGCACUAUACUGACAACAUAGUUAAAUUUGUGGUAUAAAAUAAGAGUUUUGUGAACUAGUGGUGUCUGGAAACAAGGUGCCCGAGCGAGCGACGGCCGCCAUGGGGCAGUCCGACGUCGAGGAGCGGGAGCAGUACUUCGUGGCCCUGGAGAAGUGGCUGCAGGAAGCCUACACCUGGCAGAGCAUGUCCGCCAUGUUCCCGUACUUCCUGCUGCACAACAUCAGCCAGCUGACGACGCUGCAGCAGCAGCAGGGGGCCCCGCCCCGGCCCGCGGUCCCCGGCGAGGCCAGGAGGGUCGCCCCGGAGCCCGUCCCGCCGGCCGUCCUCCGGCAGGUCCAGGUGGACGGAGUGCCGCAGCGGGGGUUGCAGUGUGCGAUCCCGCCCUUGUGGAAGAGGUUCGCCGCGGAAGUGGUGGAUUUCCUCAUCCUGUUCUUCCUGAAGAUCACCGUCACGUACAUCGCAGCUGAUUUCUUCAGCAUCAUCGACCUGGAGAAGUACGAGCUGCGGCUGCUGCAGCAGAACAUCAAGCUGGACUACCGCGUGCUCAUGGAGAUGACCUCGGAGAUAUUCAUGCUGGAGGUGCUCCACCGGACAGUGGUCUGCGUCUACGAGGCGCUGUGGCUGUGGAGGGGGCUGGCAGGGCGGGUGGGCGGAGCGACCCCCGGCAAGGCGGUGCUCGGCCUGAGGGUGGUGCAGUGCCAGCGGGUGGUGCAGGCCAACGGGGUGACCUUCAUCGUGAUCCCCGGCACCGACCUGGGGCUGGGCUGGUCCGUCGCGCGCUCCCUCGUCAAGAACCUGGUGCUGCCGGUGCUCUUCCCCGUCUGGUUCAACACCGUCCUCUUCCACAACUUCCAGCACAACCGCAUCACCUACGACGUCAUGUGCCACUCCAUGGUGGUGGAGGACCCGCGCCGCCGCUAGCCUGGGCCCGUUGCUGCGUCAUCAAGCCCGGCGCGAUGCAGCCUGGGUCAUUGCCGUGCUGCCUGGGCCCGUCACUGCACAGCCAAGCCCUGCGCGAUGCAGCCUGGGUCAUUGUCAUGCUGCCUGGGCCCAUCGCUGCACAGCCAAGCCCAGCGCGAUGCAGCCUGGGUCAUUGUCGUGCUGCCUGGGCCCGUUGCUGCACAGCCAAGUCCAGUGUGAUGCAGCCUGGGCCCGUUGCUGCACAGCCAAGCCCUGUGCGAUGCAGCCUGGAUCAUUGUCAUGCUGCCUGGGCCCGUUGCGGCACAGCCAAGUCCAGUGGGAUGCAGCCUGGGCCCGUCGCUGCACAGCCAAGCCCAGCGCGAUGCAGCCUGGGUCAUUGUCAUGCUGCCUGGGCCCGUUGCUGCACAGCCAAGUUCAGUGUGAUGCAGUCUGGCCUGUAGCUGCACAGCCAAGCCCAGCACGAUGCAGCCUGGGUCAUUGUCAUGCUGCCUGGGCCUGUUGCUGCACAGCCAAGCCCUGCGCGAUGCAGCCUGGGUCAUUGUCAUGCUGCCUGGGCCCGUUGCUGCACAGCCAAGCCCUGCGCGAUGCAGCCUGGGUCAUUGUCAUGCUGCCUGGCCCGUUGCGGCACAGCCAAGUCCAGCUUGAUGCAGCCUGGGCCCGUUGCUGCCUGGGCCCGUUGCUGCACAGCCAAGUCCAGUGUGAUGCAGCCUGGGCCCGUAGCUGUGCAGACAAUCACUUUUCCAUACAGCCGAGCAAAAACAUUUCUCUGAAUGUCAAGUUGAAGUUGAUCACAACACUAAGCUGACUGUAGUAGGUUUUGGUGUUUACAAUUUGUUCGGUGUACACUAUUACAUACUUGGAUCAA